Mitosporidium daphniae is the source of this 1020-nucleotide messenger RNA. RefSeq names its product malate dehydrogenase. Lineage: Eukaryota; Fungi; Microsporidia. Gene Ontology annotation, molecular function: L-malate dehydrogenase (NAD+) activity. Gene Ontology annotation, cellular component: cytoplasm. Gene Ontology annotation, biological process: tricarboxylic acid cycle; malate metabolic process. The transcript has 3 exons. The record is from RefSeq and is a predicted model, not a curated record. The coding region runs from base 1 to 1020 and encodes 339 amino acids.
AUGCUAAGAAAGCUGUUUUCUAAUUUUUCUCGUCAAAUGGCAACAACAUCUGCAAUUCAUGGGAAAAAGGUUGCUGUGAUUGGCGCAGGCGGAGGGAUAGGUCAACCCCUCUCCUUGCUUUUGAAAGGCACGCCAUCAAGCAUCUCCAAGCUCUCUUUGUACGAUAUAUGCAAUAUGGGUAUGGCUACAGAUUUAUCGCACAUACCCACCCCUGUGGAGGUUAAUGGAUACUCUGGGGAUGAUAAUCUGUUGGAUGCCCUUAAAGGAUGCGACAUCGUUGUCAUACCUGCAGGGGCUCCUCGAAAGCCAGGCAUGACUAGAAGUGAUCUUUUUAACAUCAAUGCUGGGAUUGUUAAGAAUCUGGCAGUUUCCUGUGCCAAAUCAUGCCCCAACGCACAUAUUUUGAUCAUUUCUAAUCCUGUUAACUCGACGGUUCCCGUUGCCUAUGAGACUAUGAAGAAUGCGGGAAUUUCCAACCCAAGCAUAUUUGGGAUCACAACGCUCGAUGUUAUUAGAGCCGAAACUUUCAUUGGCCAACUUAAGGGGCUCGAUCCUACUUCUGUGAAAAUCGAUGUGAUCGGUGGGCACUCGGGAAAGACCAUAAUUCCUGUGCUGUCAUCAUGCUCCGUUUGCUUUGAUGACAUUGGUAAAGAGGAAAUUAAGAAGCUUAUCGAGCGAAUUCAAUAUGGCGGCGACGAGGUUAUAAAGGCCAAAGACGGCGGUGGAUCAGCAACCCUAUCAAUGGCGUUUGCCGCAAACAAGUUCAUUCAGAACUUUAUCAAGGCCUUAGACGGCCAAGGCGGAAUAGUGGAGAGUACAUUUGUUAAAACGCCAGAAGGCUCAUCCGUAUACCCGACCUCUUACUUUGCCGGUCCUGUUGAAUUAGGUCCGAAGGGCAUUUCCCGUGUUCUUCCCCUGCCAAAGCUCAAUAGCUAUGAAAAGGAGAUGCUAGACAUCGCUAUACCCGAAUUGAAGCAGAACAUUGAACAGGGCAUUAACUUUGCCCAGAGCAAAUUAUAA